This is a messenger RNA of Orbilia oligospora ATCC 24927, 522 nucleotides long. RefSeq lists its product as uncharacterized. The record is from RefSeq and is a predicted model, not a curated record. The transcript is spliced from 3 exons. Bases 1 to 522 code for a protein of 173 amino acids. Lineage: Eukaryota; Fungi; Ascomycota; Orbiliomycetes; Orbiliales; Orbiliaceae.
AUGACUAGCAGGCUUCGAAGGCCGUUCACCGCGUCGGCGAGUGAUGAUGAGGUCGAUGAUGAUAAUAUUAUUCCUCUGGAUGAGCAAGAACAGGAGGCAUUGAUCGAAGAACUCAAAAAAGCAAAUGAUCGAGAAAACGCAUUCUUUAUUCUCGUAUUUACAUGCCUCUGCGGCCUCACCGCCUCCCUCAUUGCUAUUCGAAUAUGGUUUGGUAAUGGAUCAGGGGUUGAUGUCCUUGCAGUCUCAUCGCUGGCAAUGACCGGCUUUACCGUCCGCAUUCCAGUCGGCUCGGAAGCUAAGGAGCUCCUUUCGCCAUUGGAGACCUGGGUUCCAAUACUUAAUCCCAUUCUCAUUGCCAUCAUCACCAUUGGUGCUUACUUUACAAAUCGGCAUUGGGAUCAUGAUUACCUCUUAUAUCUGCCGCUUUUCGUCUGGAUUGCGACCGCGGUUGGAAGGAAGGCAAUGGCUAGUGUGAACCUAGGAGAGUUGGAGAAGCUCAAGUACAAAUACAAAGGGGCAUAG